AUGCUGCUGUCGGGAACAACAUGCUUCCUUGAGGCGAUGCUGACCCACGGAAGCGGCGUGGGGAAUGUAGCCCGUGCGGUAGAGGAGAUGGGCAUCCGCGCCUGUCUCGGCAAGCUGGUCAAAUUCGUCGAGACGAACCCGGCGCUCGGCGUCACAGAUGCUCGGGACCGUGACGUCCAUCACAUGAGCAUCGACUCACUACUCGAUGCGCACAAGACACACCACGAUUCCUGCGAUGGUCGCCUACAGGUCUGGGCUGCGUGUGGGACUCCUCGCGGCGCGCCCCUGGAUGGCUACGCAAAGGUCGGAGAGGCGUGCAAGGCGCACGACAUCGGCAUCACGAUGCACUGCGCCGAAGCACCCGGCGACCUGCCCAUCUUCCACGAUGUGUACAACAUGUCGCCCAUGGCUUUCUGUCGGGAUGCAGGGCUGACGAGCCGCAAGACGGUGCUGGCGCACAUGUGCCACCUAGACGGCGAACCGGACCUUGCCAUCCUAGCGGAGACGGGGACCAGCGUAGCGCACAACCCGACCAGCAACCUGAAGCUGGCGUCUGGGAUUGCGGAUGUGCCUGCUAUGCUGAAGGCCGGCGUGAGUGUGGGACUGGGGACGGAUGGCGCUCCUUGCAACAACUCCUACGAUAUGCUCCGCGAGAUGCAUCUAGCGAGCAUAUUGCAUCGGGGUGUGACGCUAGAUGCGGGCAGUGUGGGUGCUCACCGGGCGCUCGAGAUGGCUACGAUAGGCGGUGCUCGAGCCCUUGGUUUAGCGACGGAGAUUGGCAGCAUCGAGGUAGGCAAGAAGGCCGAUCUGGUAGUUCUGGACCUCAGGGGAAGCUGGGCUGCGCCGUGGGAUCCGGAGACUGUGCGGCAGGGUGGGCUUGACCCGGUAGAUCUGGUGGUUGGCAGCUGUGUUGGGAGAGAUGUAGAGCUAGUCAUGGUCGAUGGUAGGAUAUUGGUGGAGGAUAGAAAGCUUGUUGAUAUUGAUGAGGGCGAGAUCAUCAAGGCGGCUCGGAGGGCUGUUACAGGCAUACAAAGUAGGAGUGGCGUUAAAGCCACGCAAAAAGCCGACUGGACGUAUGAAUAA
Phaeoacremonium minimum UCRPA7 is the source of this 1083-nucleotide messenger RNA. RefSeq names its product putative 5-methylthioadenosine s-adenosylhomocysteine deaminase n1 protein. The coding region runs from base 1 to 1083 and encodes 360 amino acids. The record is from RefSeq and is a predicted model, not a curated record. Lineage: Eukaryota; Fungi; Ascomycota; Sordariomycetes; Togniniales; Togniniaceae. Gene Ontology annotation, molecular function: hydrolase activity, acting on carbon-nitrogen (but not peptide) bonds. The transcript has a single exon.